Siniperca chuatsi (mandarin fish) is the source of this 2017-nucleotide messenger RNA. RefSeq names its product eukaryotic translation initiation factor 1A X-linked b (gene eif1axb). Gene Ontology annotation, biological process: translational initiation. Gene Ontology annotation, molecular function: translation initiation factor activity; RNA binding. The record is from RefSeq and is a predicted model, not a curated record. The transcript has 7 exons. Lineage: Eukaryota; Metazoa; Chordata; Actinopteri; Centrarchiformes; Sinipercidae. The coding region runs from base 170 to 604 and encodes 144 amino acids. Gene Ontology annotation, cellular component: cytoplasm.
UGGCGGGCGCAUGCGCAAACCGGCGGAGAGAAUCAACAGUGACUAGCUAGCUUCUCGUAUCGUUCAGUCAAUUUAGACCUGUGCUUUCGCUGACUGUUGUAAACAGUUGUUGUUUAACAGUUACUCGUUUCUACCGAGCGGGAUUAACGUGUCCGAGGCGUGAAAGAAUAUGCCAAAAAAUAAAGGUAAAGGAGGAAAGAACCGGCGACGUGGAAAGAACGAGAAUGAGUCUGAGAAGAGAGAGCUGGUGUUCAAAGAGGAUGGACAGGAAUAUGCUCAGGUGAUUAAAAUGCUGGGGAACGGACGUCUGGAGGCCAUGUGCUUUGAUGGAACCAAGCGGCUUUGCCACAUCAGAGGAAAACUCCGGAAAAAGGUUUGGAUUAACACGUCGGACAUCAUCCUGGUCGGACUGAGAGAUUACCAGGAUAACAAAGCUGAUGUCAUCCUCAAGUACAACGCGGACGAGGCUCGCAGUUUGAAAGCCUACGGAGAGCUGCCAGAGCACGCCAAAAUCAACGAGACAGACACCUUCGGGCCUGGAGACGACGACGAGAUCCAGUUCGAUGACAUUGGCGAUGAUGAUGAGGACAUUGAUGAUAUCUAAAGACCUGCCACUAGAGGGGGGAGGUGGGAUUUUACUAGAGACGCUCCGAUUGGGACGUUUGAGCCGAUGCACCGAUAAUGAUUAUUUUAAGAUCAGCCUAUGCCAAUCCAAUACACUUUAUUAAUAUACAGUAUGUUUCAAUUUAUUCCAGUUUGUUAACCAUCAGUAGACGUCUUUGUUGUUUGGAGGACUUUCAGGUAGGGGGGGGGGAAACGACACCAGUACUUUUGAGUUUGUUAAGAUGAAUGAACAUGAAUGAUGCUGCUUUAGUAAGACUGUCUCAGUUAUCACUCGUAGCAACUGGAGGGCGAUGCAGCAGGCUGCCUGGUGAUGGGCGGUGAUGCAGACAGUUUGUUUCCUUUGCCUUCAUGCAGUUGGAUUGGAGAAUCAGAGUAGGCUGAUCACCAGCGUCACAUUCAGGGUGAAGAUCUGGAGCAUUGCUAGAUUUUUACCCUUUUACUUCUAACACCAACAAAACGGCUAAUUUGCCGUCUCAUUUGCGGAGGUUUUCUUUCUUUAUAUAUAUAUUUUUUUUCUUCUUGUAUUGUCCGAGGAACAUUCUCGAACUAUUUAGAGGAGGCUCACGCCAACACCAUGACUGCAAAAUAUCUCACACCAAAUGCGUCAUCUUUUUAAAAAAUGUAUUUAUAUUGACUUCACACUAUGUGGAAUUCAGCAACAAAUACAGAAUCUCUGGAUUCACUAAUAAAAAGAUAAACAAUUUUGGGUUUAUUUUGGUUUUCUUUUUCCCUUUGGCAGUCCUGUGUCAUUGUAGCUGUAGCCUGUAAGACAGUUAAUAAAGUUUUAGACAGUUUGAAAGCUGUUUAUUAAUGACAGAAGAAAGAAAAUAACACUUGAGUUAUGGCUUUGUAUCUUGUGUUUUCAUUAUGUUUACGUCAUAUCCCGCAGACAACGUAUUACAAUGAACUAUUUGCUCGUUUUGGGUUGAACCAUGGCCGAAUGAAGGCGAUCCCUCUCCCCUGGAAUCUAAAGAAGAAUCAAAAUGUAUUUUUGUAUUGUUUCCCUUAUUUGUGUUUCUGUCUGUUUCCCGUUUCCAUGUUCUGUUUUGAACUCUUGGCUGCACACACAGUGACGCUCGGCCCGUUCGGCCGCUCUGUCUCAUGCUGGACCAGCGGUUCCCAAACCUUAAUGACUCUCACGCAGACACACACACACCAGUAAAACCUCAGAACCUCUAGAAAAUCUAAUAACUGAUACAUAUAUAGUACUUUAUCCCCCACCCCCACCCCACCCCUCCUCUGGAAACUCCUCCAUGUUCCCUGAGGGGGCCUAGCACCUCAGUUUGGGAACCACUGCUCUAGACCACAUGGGGCCUGUUGCUGUAACUCUGAAUUAAUAAAAAAUGUACCAUGAUGUUUGAAGGCUGGGUUUCCAAUAAAGAUCUUAACUCCA